Messenger RNA from Stomoxys calcitrans (stable fly), 925 nucleotides. Its product is annotated as serine protease SP24D. The record is from RefSeq and is a predicted model, not a curated record. NCBI's taxonomy places the organism in Eukaryota, Metazoa, Arthropoda, Insecta, Diptera, Muscidae. The transcript is spliced from 2 exons. Gene Ontology annotation, molecular function: serine-type endopeptidase activity. The coding region runs from base 1 to 807 and encodes 268 amino acids. Gene Ontology annotation, biological process: proteolysis.
AUGGGUGUAUUCUGGAUAAUCGUGGUAGUAGUUGACGUAAAGACUAUGAGCAAAUUCUCUGUCGUAAUUUUUGUGUGCAUUGCUGCAGUGGCAUAUAGCAAUGCUGCUCCUACGGGUCGUGUGGUGGGCGGUGAAGAUGCCUAUGAGGGUCAGUUCCCUCAUCAGGUGUCAUUGAGACGCAAUGGUUCUCACUCGUGUGGAGGAUCUGUGAUAUCGCGUAAUUUUGUGCUCACAGCGGCCCAUUGUGUGGGAACCACAGAUAGUUCAGGAAAUUAUUAUACCUAUGAUCCCAGUGUUUUCACCAUACGUGUGGGUAUCAAUGAUCGAUUCCAAGGCGGUGUCAUAGUAAGAGUGGCUGAAGUCAUAGCCCAUGAAGAUUAUGGCAAUUUCUUGAAUGACGUUGCCUUGUUGCGUCUUCAGGAACCACUUAUCUAUUCGGCCAAUAUCCAGCCCAUAGCUUUGGCUAGCGCCAUGGUGCCUCCCGGUUCAGAUAUUAUCAUAUCUGGUUUCGGUCGUACUAAGCACAAUGGCGAUGUACCCCAGAAAUUGCAAUGGAAUACUUUGACAGCCAUCUCACGCAGUGAAUGUAAGGAGAAAAUUAAUUGGGAUUCCGAAGCCUUAAUAUGUCUGGGUCAUCCUGCUGACAAUGGCGCAUGUCAUGGUGAUUCUGGCGGACCUGCCAUGUACAAAGGUGAAGUUGUUGGCAUUGCUGGUUUUGUAUAUGGAGGUUGUGGUACAAAUAAUCCCGAUGGCUAUGCUUAUGUCUAUUACCAUAGAGAUUGGAUUAGGAAACAUUCGGAUUUGUGAAAAUAAAAUUAAAAGAAAAAAUCUUUGGAUGUGAUUUAAAAUUGAGUUUUACCUUUUUUUUGAUAUUUGAGACAUUAUUAUUAAUUUGUUUUGCGCUCAAUCCCACAACAAAACGAAA